AUGUCCUUCAGUGCCACCAUUCUCUUCUCCCCACCCAGUGGCAGUGAGGCCACAUGCUGCUGCUGUGCCUGUAAGAAUGAGACUAGUGGGGGCAGCACGGGCCCGCAGGGCGGGAAUCCUCCUUCCAGCACCCCUAUCACCGUGACAGGACAUGGCCUGGCGGUUCAGAGUUCAGACCAGCUCCUACAUAUCAUCUACCAGCGGGUGGAGAAGGCAGUGGGAUUGGCUGAGACUGCUCUGGGUCUUGCCAGGGCCAACAAUGAAUUGUUAAAGCGUCUACAGGAGGAAGUGGGUGAGCUAAAGCAAGGGAAAGUGUCUACCCCUCAUGAGGAUGGAGAAGGUGGUGCACAGAGUUCCCCACCUGAAGAGCCUGGGCCUCUCAAAGAGAGCCCUGGGGAAGCCUGCAAGGCUCCGUCUACCAUGGAAGAGGAAUGUGACAGCGUGGGCAGUGGCGUGCAGGUGGUGAUCGAGGAGCUGCGGCAGCUGGGAGCAGCCUCAGCUGUGGGGCCUGGGCCUUUGGGUUUCCCAGCCACUCAGAGAGGUGCCCUGGCCAGUGAGGGAGGCUCCCUGCUCAAUCCUCUGGUGGAUGAUUACAUGACCUCUGAAGGUGCAGUACAGCGGGUGCUGGUCCCUGCUUAUGCCAAGCAGCUCUCACCAGCCACGCAACUGGCUAUCCAGCGGGCAACCUCAGAGACGGGGCCAGAGAAUGGAACCAAGUUGCCACCACCCCGCCCUGAAGAUAUGCUCAGUGCUGCUGCUGCGCUGGACAGUGCCUUGGAAGAGUCAGGCCCUGGGGGAACUGGGGAGCUGAGACACUCUCUAGGGUUUACUGCUUCCCAGUGCAGAACCAGAGGGAGUGGGCAGAAGAAUUCCAGGCGCAAGCGGGAUCUAGUACUCUCUAAAAUGGUCCAUAAUGUGCAUAACCACAUCACCAAUGACAAGAGAUUCAAUGGGUCUGAAAGCAUCAAGUCCUCCUGGAAUAUUUCAGUAGUAAAGUUCCUUCUGGAGAAGCUCAAGCAGGAGCUGGUGACCAGUCCCCACAAUUACACUGAUAAGGAGCUAAAAGGAGCCUGUGUGGCCUAUUUCCUUACUAAAAGGCGUGAGUACCGCAACUCCCUGAACCCCUUUAAAGGCCUGAAGGAAAAAGAGGACAAGAAACUUCGAAGUCGCCGAUAUCGGCUUUUUGCCAACCGAUCCAGCAUCAUGAGGCAUUUUGGACCUGAGGACCAACACCUGUGGAAGGAUGUGACAGAAGAGCUGAUGUCAGAUGAAGAGGACAGCCUUAAUGAGCCAGGUGUCUGGGUGGCCCGCCCUCCUCGUUUCCGGGCCCAGCGCCUCACAGAGCUCUGCUAUCACCUGGAUGCUAAUUCUAAGCAUGGCACCAAAGCCAAUCGUGUAUAUGGCCCUCCCUCAGACAGAUUACCUUCUGCUGAGGUACAGCUCCUUCCACCAGAACUUUACAAUCCCAACUUCCAAGAAGAUGAGGGAGGUGAUGAGAAUGGACCUGUCUCCCCAUCUUUUGACCAACCCCACAAAACCUUCUGCCCUGACUUGAACUCAUUCAUUGAAAUCAAGGUGGAGAAGGAUGAAUGA
Messenger RNA from Orycteropus afer afer, 1593 nucleotides. The record is from RefSeq and is a predicted model, not a curated record. Lineage: Eukaryota; Metazoa; Chordata; Mammalia; Tubulidentata; Orycteropodidae.